This is a messenger RNA of Talpa occidentalis (Iberian mole), 1303 nucleotides long. RefSeq names its product chromogranin A (gene CHGA). Gene Ontology annotation, biological process: negative regulation of insulin secretion; negative regulation of catecholamine secretion; defense response to bacterium. The coding region runs from base 12 to 917 and encodes 301 amino acids. The transcript has 7 exons. Lineage: Eukaryota; Metazoa; Chordata; Mammalia; Eulipotyphla; Talpidae. Gene Ontology annotation, cellular component: chromaffin granule. The record is from RefSeq and is a predicted model, not a curated record.
CCGGGCUCGCCAUGCGCCCCCCCGCCGUCCUGGCGCUGCUGCUCUGCGCCGGGCAAGUUGUUGCCCUCCCUGUGAACACCCCUAUGAGUAAAGGGGACACCGAGGUGAUGAAGUGCAUCGUUGAGGUCAUCUCUGACACACUGUCCAAGCCCAGCCCCAUGCCCGUCAGCCAGGAGUGCUUCGAGACACUCCGAGGAGACGAGCGGAUCCUCUCCAUCCUGCGACACCAGAAUUUGCUGAAAGAGCUCCAAGACCUCGCCCUCCAAGGUGCCAAGGAGCGGGCGCACCAGCAGAAGAAGCACAGCAGUUUCGAAGAUGAACUCUCCGAGGUUGUGGGGAAGCAGAGUGACCAGCUGAAGGGGUGGCCCGAGGCGCUGGACGGAGCCGGGAAGGCGGGGACCGAGGAGGCGCAGCCCCCCACGGGGCCGGGGGCGCAGGAGCCGUCCCGGCAGGAGGAAGAGGAGAAGGAGGCGGCCGGGGCCCCUCCACGCCUCUCCCAGGGCGGGCGGAGCGGGGAGCGGGCGGAGCAGGAGCGGCUCCCCAAGGAGUGGGAGGCCGCCCAGCGCUGGAGCACGAUGGACCGGCUGGCCGAGGAGCUGACGGCCGAGAGGCGCCUGGAGGGGGAGGCCGGGGAGCAGGACGCCCCCGACCGCUCCAUGCAGCUCUCCCUCCGGGCCCGGGCCCAUGACCCCAGGGGCCCCAGGCCUCCGCUGCGCCGCGGCUGGAGACCGUCCUCCCGGGAGGACAGCGUGGAGGCCGGCCUGCCCCUGCAGGCGCGCGGCCUCCCGGAGGAGAGGAAGGAGGAGGAGGGCAGCGCCAACCGCAGAGCAGAGGACCAGGAGCUGGAGAGCCUGUCGGUCAUAGAGGCAGAGCUGGAGAAGGUGGCCCACCGGCUGCAGGCGCUUCGGCGGGGCUGAGACACCCACAGACCCCACCAGCCAGGGCUCCAAGGCACCCGUGGUCCUGGCUCUGUUGCCCCCUUGGCAGGUCUGGCCAGACAGCUGGGCGCUGCUUCUGGCAGGGAGGCGGCCCCCCGCCCGCCCAGGCCCAGGCCUCUCUGUCGCCCCCGCUCCUUUCUGUCUGCUCUCGGGCCCCCACCCCAGCGCAGCCCUCUGCAGGGGGGCCCACAACUUUAAAUAAUCCUCCCGAACACAGGCAGCUUUCUAGAAGUUUCCUGCCACCGCCAGAACCGUUGGGCACACAUGCAAUAACUUCUGACCUUUUGGGGAAAGCUGAGAACUCCCGACUGUAAUAUAUUCUGUACAAAAUUUAUCUAAGGAAAAAUAAAUCUGCUCUGGGCUCU